CAGACAAUUGCUGAUAUAUAUAUACCACAGGUUCUCCUAUUUUGGUUCUCUGCCUAGUCUUUGAAUGUGAUGCUUUUUAUGUCCUCAACUCAUCGAAGUCGUUAUCGCUGCCUUAGGCCACAAAUAGUUAGCGUCAGAACGUUGGCCCAUCGCAGCGCAGCCUUUUCCCAAGCGGCCAAAUCCGGGUUUUGUAGAUAGAACCGAACAACAUCAGGAACUCAUCCUGACCCUCAAAACCUCCCUCUCCUCCUCUCUCUCACGCAGCGGCCCCUCAGCGCCUGGUAACACAUCAUGUUGCCUUCAUCUAUGCGCCGAGUCGUCUCCUCAGCCGUCUCCUCGACCCCUCAGACCGGUGUCAUUUCCGUCCUCGCCUCAGCCACUUCAAAGACCACUCCCGUCUUUGUUCGAAAUCAGCAGCGACGAUGUUCUUCUUCAAAACCUUCGAAAUCUGAUAACGGUGCCAACGAGAUCUCAGCUGGCCAGUCGGUGCCUGCUGCUACAUCACCCAAGUCUGGCAAUGAGAAGCGAAAGCGAAAGAGCAACAAGGAUGCUUCCGAUCGAGCGGCUUCUAUGAGAAAGUUGCCAAGCGUUCCCAACACGCAUCACAUGUCACAAGAAGCUCUGGGACUAUCAAGUUUCUUCUCACUACACAGGCCCAUCUCGGUUACUCAGACCAUGCCCCGAGCGGUUACCGAUGAGCACUUCGCCUCCAUCUUUGCCUCCCGAACCAGAAACAACAAGAUGGCCGAUACAGAUUCAACUCUCUCCAGCGCUAUCGAACAGUUGGAAGGGCCUAUGGCUCAGAUGACCAUUGGUGGACACGAGGGCCAGGAAGGAAUGCACAAGGUUGAUAUCAAGAACCCCGAUGGUACCGAGUCCAGCAUGUACCUCCAGAUCGACACCAUGUCAGGUGAAUUCCUGCCUUUCCGGCCUCCACCUCUGCCUCAACCCCAGGCUGCUGGUCAGGCAGAUAGUGCCGUUGCCGAUAUCGAAGCCGCCGAGGACGUUCCCCAACACCGGAUGUACAAGGCUCUUUUCACCAUCGAGGAGUCCAUCGAUCCGGAUGGCCAAGUCCGUAUCAUGGCCCACAGCCCUCAGAUUGUGCAGGACAACCAACCGCGAAGCUUCCUCGAGCGUCUGGCUCUUCGCCAGCUCAAGUUCAACGAGGCCCAGGGCCGCCGAGACAUGCACGCCAUCAGCGUGAAGCGACAACGAAAGCUCAGGAUGAAAAAGAAGAAGUAUAAGAAGCUUAUGAAGAGGACGCGAGUCCUGCGCCGCAAGUUGGAUCGAACUUAGACAUAUGUACAUAUUUCCCUGGUUGUUCGAGUCAUGUUCCUCUUUUUGAUCUCUCGCAUACGGGGCAUAUCGAAGGACAUUUUUCAUUCGUGGUGUCUGGGCAUUGGAGAAGAAGCUCUCUCACAUUGAGUUUGGACUGUGGCAUUGCGCUUUGAGACUUUUCUUAUGUUUCCAUAGACUCGCGCAGGUAACAAUCAUCGUUUUCAAAUGAGUUGAGAUAUCUUCCGUGGUGACCUCAGUCUCAGAUACGCGAAUCAUGUAUAAAUAGCUGUACAAUUCACCUGUUGGUCCUCAGACAUAAUUUGGGUUCAAGUGAAGUCGAUUUUGAUAUUAAAAGCUCAUGUGUUGUGACUGAUAGGUUAAGAAUAUGUAUGACUUAGUGUUGGUAAUGCAGUAAGAGUCUGUAGCGCAUAUCGAAAGCCUCCAA
This is a messenger RNA of Fusarium odoratissimum NRRL 54006, 1723 nucleotides long. RefSeq lists its product as uncharacterized. The transcript is spliced from 2 exons. The record is from RefSeq and is a predicted model, not a curated record. Lineage: Eukaryota; Fungi; Ascomycota; Sordariomycetes; Hypocreales; Nectriaceae. Gene Ontology annotation, cellular component: mitochondrion. Bases 292 to 1296 code for a protein of 334 amino acids. Gene Ontology annotation, biological process: mRNA processing.